Messenger RNA from Drosophila rhopaloa, 576 nucleotides. RefSeq lists its product as uncharacterized. Bases 27 to 350 code for a protein of 107 amino acids. NCBI's taxonomy places the organism in Eukaryota, Metazoa, Arthropoda, Insecta, Diptera, Drosophilidae. The record is from RefSeq and is a predicted model, not a curated record. The transcript is spliced from 2 exons.
CUUUAAGUGUUCGUUGGGCGCCGAGGAUGUCCCCAAGUCGUCCAUUGCGACAACGGGACGAACUUCGUCGGAGCGAGUCGCCACUUCCGGGCCCUUCGAGAGAGGAUAGAGGACGAAGCCUGGGCCUCCAAAUAAGGGGCAAGUGGCACCAGCAGCAGCCCAACAUCAGCGACGGAGAUCUCGUCCUCGUGGCCGAGGACAACCUGCCGCCCCAACAAUGGCUCCUCGGCAGAAUAGUCGCCAGGCACGCAGGGGAGGACGGCAUGGUCAGGGUCGUCGACGUGCGGACUAGUGGAGGAGGCCUUUUCCGGCGGGCCAUUUAUAAGUUGGCGCCGCUUCCAUUGUGUUGAAGCCCGAUGGGUGUUCAACGGGGCCGGUGUUCGCUCAAACUUGAAUUAUAUUGAAAUUUGUUAAAAAUAAAAACUUGAAGUUUAGUGUAAGUUAGUUUAGGGCGAAGGCGGGAGCACAAUAAAGUUUUCUCUCGCUCUCGGCGAAGUCGCCCCGUCUUCGCCAACCUUCGUUAAGCUAGGCUCUAAGUUCUUUGUCGAAAUAUAUGUAAGCAUUCGUUGAAAUUGA